CUAUUCAUUUUCAAUUCGGCCGCUCGCUGUCAAAAGUUUUUUUCCCCGCGUUCGGAACGGUUGAGUUUUUUGCUUCUUCUUUUCGCUGCGCUGCUGCAUUUUGUACACACGGGGUGGUAAUUUUGGUCGUCGGCAUUCUUCUCUUGUAUUUGAAUUUUUUUUUGUUAAAAAUUGAAUAAAAUUUACUCAAAUUCUUUUCCUUCUUUUAAUUCGCAAUCAAAUUUUUGUGGAAAAAUUCGAAAUUUUUAACUUUUUCCCGACAAAAUACGUGAAAUUUCUCUCUUGUCGCCCCAUAGUCACUUUUUUUUUUUUCUUGUCAAGAGACCAAGAGUGAAACUCGAUUUUUUUUUUAUCUUAUUUCGCCCCAAUUUUUUGAGUUUACUCUUUUUCGAAUUUUAUAAAUUUUAACACACACUUAAUAAAGAAAAAGAAAAAAGAACGGAAUCUAAUCAAAAAUGUCAUUUCGUGUUGUACGAAGUUCGAAAUUUCGUCACGUCUAUGGCCAAGCACUGAAACGUGAGCAAUGCUACGAUAAUAUUCGUGUAUCGAAAAGCAGUUGGGACUCAACAUUUUGUGCAGUAAAUCCGAAAUUUUUGGCAAUCAUUGUCGAGUCAGCUGGCGGCGGAGCUUUUAUUGUUUUGCCACACAAUAAGGUUGGUCGUAUUGCAGCAGAUCAUCCAUUAGUAGGCGGUCACAAAGGUCCUGUAUUGGAUAUUGCAUGGUGCCCACACAACGACAAUGUCAUUGCUUCUGGUUCAGAAGAUUGUGUUGUUAAAGUAUGGCAAAUACCCGAUGGUGGCCUAUCGCGGACACUCACCGAUCCUGUUGUCGAUCUUGUCUUCCAUCAAAGAAGAGUUGGUUUAGUGCUGUGGCAUCCAUCUGCGUUAAAUAUACUCCUUACAGCCGGUUCAGAUAAUCAAGUUGUUAUCUGGAAUGUCGGUACUGGUGAUAUACUCGUACAUAUUGAUAGUCAUCCGGAUAUUGUUUAUAGUGCCUGCUUUAAUUGGGAUGGUUCCAAAUUGGUAACCACAUGUAAGGAUAAAAAAAUCCGCAUUAUCGAUCCACGCACAGGUGAAGUGGAAAGUGAAGCUCUCUGCCAUGAAGGAUCCAAAGCGACACGUGCUCUCUUCCUGCGACAUGGUCUCAUUUUCACAACCGGUUUCAAUCGAUCAUCGGAACGUCAAUACUCAUUAAGAGCACCCGAUGCAUUGAGUGAACCAAUUGUGAUGGUUGAAUUGGAUACGUCUAACGGUGUUAUGUUCCCUCUGUAUGAUCCAGAUACGAAUUUAAUUUACCUUUGUGGUAAAGGUGAUUCAGUUAUACGGUAUUUUGAAAUCACACCAGAACCACCAUUUGUACAUUAUAUUAAUACGUUUCAAACGCCAGAUCCUCAACGUGGUAUUGGUAUGAUGCCAAAACGUGGAUGUGAUGUUACCACCUGCGAAAUAUCUAAAUUCUAUCGUCUCAAUAAUAAUGGGCUGUGCCAAGUCAUUUCAAUGACAGUUCCAAGGAAAUCGGAUUUGUUCCAAGAAGAUUUAUAUCCAGAUACUUUGUCAGAUGAUGCCGCGUUAACGGCAGAAGAAUGGGUUGCCGGACAAGAUGCUGAUCCAGUUGUUAUUUCUCUUAAAGAUCGUGUAUCUAUUGUACAGGGAGGCUAUAAGUCAGGAACUAAAUCACUAUCGGUGACAAAAAAGGCCAACAUCCUAAAUAAAAGCUCUCCGAAGACUGGCAGCGGUGGCGGUGGAGGCAGUAGCGGUGGUGGAAGUGCAUCAAAGGGUAUUGAUUUGUCAAUUGGCAAUUCAAAUGCAUCCAAUAACAACGAUAGUGGACCAGUUAGUGGAAUAAGUGAAAAGGACCUCCGUGACAUUACUGACGAAAUUCGAAAACUCAAAGCAAUUAUUGUCAAGCACGAGAAUCGAAUUCGUGCAUUAGAAGCUGCAUUCAAAGCGCAAGAAGAAGAUAUAGCGGAUGCCGCUCCAUCAAAUAAGUCAGGUGCUUCGUCUGCCAAUAAUAGUAGUGAAACAAAAACGACGGCGCACGAUAACUCCACAUCGAGCAAGGAUAACGAUAAAAGUGCCAAUGAUAGUCACACAAAACUAGCACCUGACGAUGUGUAAAAUGUCAUAACAUCCCCACAACACACCCUUACCACCUACAUCUAUUAUUAUUAUUUUCAUAACAAAAAAAUAAUUGUUUUAUAUAUAUUUAAAAAAAAAAUGCAAACAAAAAGAAAAAAAACAGAUUUUAUGUUUUUUUUUAUACAAAAUAUUUUAUUUUUUACAAUAUUUUCUUUCUUUUGAAAAAACAAAAAAAAAAUGUUUUACUAAUUUAAAAUAAAUACAAAUUGAUUAUAAAGUAAAAAAAAGUAAAGUACAUACAGUUGAUAAUUUAAAAAAGAAAAAUGCCCCUGGCAAUCAACACUAUUGUAACAAUUUUUUUAAUAGAAAAGAAAAAAAAAACUCAAAAACAAUUAUAUACCUAUAAUGAAAGCUGAAACAAUUAUUAACCUAUAUACUACGCCAAAUUAACAUGCAUUAAGUACCAAACUGUUGAUUUUUUUUUAUUAAUUUUAGUAUUUUUUUAAUUGAUAACACAAUAAUAAACAAACACACACAAAUGUGAGAAGAGCCAACGAAUUAGGCUUAAUUUUUUUUUAUCAUUUUAUUUCAUACAUAUUUUUAGAUUUGUUUCUUCUUUUUUUAUGUAGAGAAAAGUAUCUGCUAUCAACUGAGAGGUUUUAUAAAUUAUUGUAAAAAAUAUAACUAAAUAUUAUAACAACUUAGUUACUUUUUUUUAAUAAGUUGCAGUUGAAAAAAAAGAAAGUGUUUUAAAAAAUUAUUAAAUUAUUUUAUCUAUGUUAUGAAAUUUAUUUAAAAUUAGUACGAAAACAAAAAAUUCAAUCAUUGAUAACAUUUAUACUAGAUAUUCACAAACAGAAGAGAUUAAUUAAAUUUUUAUAAUUCAUUUUUUGUUGUUGAUCGAUUCUUUUAUUUUAUUUUUUUUUUGUUCGUCUUUUUCAUUCAUGCAUCCCCUACCUUUCCCCAAAACUGCUUAUACAUUUUGUUUUUCUUUAAAUAAUGUAAUUUUUUAUUUAAGAAUUUGUUUUAUAAAAAAAAAUUUAUCAGUAAAUAUAAAUGAUUCUUUUUUAUUAUUAUUAUUUUACUUUGUUCGUACAUAAAUAUUUUCUUCGUUUUAAUAUUUUAUUUUUUUGUUCUAUUUUUAGUUGUGUACUUUUUAAUUAUUUUUAUUUUGUUUUGUGUCAUCAAUAAAAAAAUACUGCUCAUUUUA
Messenger RNA from Episyrphus balteatus (marmalade hoverfly), 3288 nucleotides. It is a transcript of the gene coro, whose product is annotated as coronin-1C-A. Gene Ontology annotation, molecular function: actin filament binding. NCBI's taxonomy places the organism in Eukaryota, Metazoa, Arthropoda, Insecta, Diptera, Syrphidae. The transcript is spliced from 7 exons. Bases 456 to 2117 code for a protein of 553 amino acids. The record is from RefSeq and is a predicted model, not a curated record. Gene Ontology annotation, biological process: actin filament organization.